Asparagus officinalis (garden asparagus) is the source of this 1397-nucleotide messenger RNA. RefSeq names its product NAC transcription factor 32-like. The record is from RefSeq and is a predicted model, not a curated record. Gene Ontology annotation, biological process: system development; regulation of DNA-templated transcription. Gene Ontology annotation, molecular function: DNA binding. Lineage: Eukaryota; Viridiplantae; Streptophyta; Magnoliopsida; Asparagales; Asparagaceae. The transcript has a single exon. The coding region runs from base 116 to 1330 and encodes 404 amino acids.
GCGGGCUAGGGCUUCUUAAUUCUUCUUUUUUUUUGUUUCUUUUUCUUUGUGAUCAAGAGCUCGGCCAGGUUUUGGUUCAGUCGAUCCCAACUGCGCGCGUUGAUCCAUCAAUUCAAUGGCAUUGGUGGCAGUGGGGGAUCAACAAGAGUACUUCUUUGACGUGGGUUUCAAGUUUAAGCCGACCGACGUUGAAAUCCUCGAUCACUACGUCCGGAGGAGGUUCUCAGGAUCCCCCGAACCAAACUUCUUGAUAAAGAGCGAAGAAGUCUACGCGUACAAGCCGUGGAAACCUUCGGAAGCUCCAUCAGUUUCCGUUCAGCAGGAGAUGUAUUUCUUUACUUUGAGACGCCCCGCGAGCAAGAAGAGGGUCAGCCGUCGGGUCGACGAAGGAGGUAAAUGGGACUGCAAAGUCGCAGAGAAGGCCAUCUACAAACAAGAGGUGAGGGACGGGAAGAAGGUGAAUGUUUUGGUUGGGUACAGGAAUCAGCUGAGUUUCAGGGACGCCGAAAAACGAAAGAUGCACGAUCAAUGGAUUAUGCACGAGUACCGCGUUGAUGAAUCGGUGUUGGGGUUUCGGAGUGAGAUUCAGGAUAAGCUGGUGUUCUGUAAGAUCUACAAGAAGAAAGAGUACAUAGGGGAGGGAGAGGGAGGCGAGGAGGAGGAGGAAAGAUGCGCGAAGAGACAAAGGGUGUGCCCCGAAAACUAUGAAUCUACCGCAAACGGCAUCCCGCCUCCUGCAGCUGAAACUCCAUCGUCGUCAACGGGAGGGGCCCAUAGUGAGACUUCAUCGUCAUCAUCACCGAUACCACUUGCUGCUGUUGACUACGGUGCUUCAUAUUCGAACUACUUGAUUGAUGAUCAUCUCCAAUGCCCCGAAUUUGACCCCGUGAUAUCUCUGGACGACUUUGAACUUUCCGCAGCUGCCCUUGCACUACCUGCCGCUGAAACUUCGCCAUCGGCAUGCAUAGUUUCGCCAAUAUCUCGGUUGAUGGAUGGGACCCAUGAUGAACACGAGUUUGCUUCUGCUUCCGUUGCUGCUAAUGUCAAAAAUGAACCAGAUGCAGAUCAAACUUCUACAGCGUCACUAGAAGUUGUUCUUGCUUCUGCUGCAGAAGAUGAUGAUGAUGCUUUUUAUGCAAAGUUAUCAGAGGAAUUUAACGUUGCUCAUCCUGAAAUUGCAAAUCUAGCGGAAGAUUAUCCUGCGGAUGUCAUUACACUCUACCCUGACGCCAGAGACUUUGUUCCGAUUGAGUACUUUGACGACUACUUCACUGCAAAUGAAGAUCGUCAUUUGGAUCAGACUUUUCUUUUUCAGUCUUCUAUAUAUUGAAAUUAUGUGUUUAUUAGUUGUACUUAAGACUAGAUCUGUCGAUCUUUUGUUUUAUGCUAAUAGUUAA